AAUUUUAGUAUAUGUGCUGCCGAAGCGAGCACCUGAUUCAGGUUUAACACUAAAAGUCCCACAUCCCAGGAGCUCCUUUAGUUCCAAAUGGCCUGCAUCGUUGAUCACACUCUGUGUAGACUGUCAUCCUAGAGCCUAACUCUCACAGGGUCUUUCCUGCUGCAAAGUCAGGGCUGCUCCCCUGUCCACCCCGCUGGUGGGCAAUUGCCCCAUUGUUCGUUCCCAUCAGAGCCAUCCUCCUGUCUCUCUGACUUGGCCAUUAGCAUCCACCCCUAGUUCUAGGACAAACUUCCAUCUUUGGAGGGCUUCCUGUUUUAUGGAUCAAGCACCAGGACCUGGAUGGGGAAAGGCACCCUGGGGUCACACAGGUCUCUGACUCCUGGCUUGCGCUGUUCCCUUGACCUCUGCGUCUUGAGGAAAUCGUCAUUGACUUCACACCUGUGGGGCCAGGUGAUGGGCUCUGGUUUGGGAUGACCUGGGGUUUGAGGUGGACAUCUGGGGCGGAGCCUAGCAGAGGGACUGUCCCACCUCCAAUGGGCUUGUGAAGCCGGGCCCGAAGAGAUGUAUUAAUAUCUGAGAUGCUUAUGAUCAGGGCAUGGCCUUCCUCCCCUGGGUAAGGCAUUCAGAGUUUCUCAGCCCCUGCGCAUGAGGGCUGGCUGUUCCCACACCUGCUGGGGAGGAGCAAGAAUCUCUGAGUGUCUCCCUUCUUCUUUGGGGGCUUCAGGUUCCCUGCCUGUACAGACUGAGUGUGUUUGGGUCCCCUUCUGGCUGUAGCUUCCUAAAGCCAUCAAGGUUCUGUCAUGUGAACACCCACGGGGGCUCUGAUUUUCAGUUUAAGACAACAAGCCAGGAUGUGUGGUCCUCUGUGAGCAAGUGUCCCGAGCCCCACCUUGUAUUAACACAAAGGCCCUGGCCAGGCCCUGGAAGGCAGCCCUCCCUGUCCCUUGCCUUCCUUGAGAGUCUGUGCAUUCUCAGGCCUCCCAACCUGGGCUGAUGCUCUACACUCUCCUUGGGAUGUUGCCUUCUCCCUCGGCUACUUGUCAUCUCAGUGGUCACUUCUCCUUGGAAGAGCCUCGUGUCAACUCCCUCCCCUGCGCAGGGUAGGUUUGGGGCCCCUCCCUGGCUUACCCGGGGGUGACAUGACCACACCACUCUGUCCUAAUGAUCUGUUUACUUGUUUACUUGCUGGCUUCCUCAUCAGAUGAACAGCCACAAGAAGGCCAGAGCCCAGAGUUACUUGCCUUAGGGUCUCAGAGCAAAGAUGAUGGGGUGUCAGAGUUGGCUAAAGAACCAAAACAGGAAAGAGAAAUAAAACAGGCAGAACCUGCCCUUAUGGAUUUUGCAGUCUGUCUCCCCAGAGAGGUUCUUGAUUGCAGCUAAAAGGACCACUUGGGCACCUUUGAGAGAUUCUUGGAUCUCCAAAGAAUGGUUGCAUUUGAUUUGCAAAGCUCAAGAAGAUCUGUGAUUUGAAUCUCCCCCACCCCCAAUUCUUUUCUUGGCCAAGAAUCGAGACCCAUCCCCCUUUGCAUCUGGUCAAUCCCUCCCUUCCAGGGCGGGGUGCCUUCUCACCCCCACCCUCCAUCCCCGUGGAGUAAUACCGUGGCCUUUCUCAACUGGAGCCUCCUCCCAACAACCUCCGCCACAAGUUCCCACGUGGUUCUAGGUGUUUUCAUGGUUACAGGAACCCGAGAGUGACCUCAGACUCCGCGGGGCCCUGUCUCCCACUCCCCACCAGGCUUGAUCAGCGUCCCUGAAGCUGUCACAAACAAGGGGGUGUGGGCUGUCACGUGGCUUUGAGUAACCACACUCUCGCUUCCUUCUUUUACACACGGCCGUUGGGGGUUGGCGCGAUCCGAGACCACGGCAGGGGUGCCACAGCCGGGCCUGGCAGCACAGGCUGGGUCCUCGUCGCUGAAGCAGAGGAACCACUUCUCCUGGGCCCACGAGGCGGCUGUCCCAUGGUCUGCUGAGCACGGUGAAUUCUUAACCAUGGACCACCAGAGAGGUCUGAGGAAACUAUUAAUACAUUUCUGUGCACUGGGUCAAGGGAGUUGAAGAGCGCCCCCAGAUGGAUUCAUUGGUGCUGGUGCCAUGUCUCUGCAACUCCUGCUGUUGGUGGUCCUGCUGGGCCCUGGCAGCAGCCUCCAGCUGCGGGAGACCAGCAAGAACGAAUCUGUGAAGGCCCCAGACCCCCCAUACCCAGGUGGUGACUGGAGAGACCUGGAAGACUAUGAUCCAGAAUAUGACUAUACAGCAGAAACAGACCCUCCAGAGAUGCUUGACAGUGGCACCGAGGCCCCCAAGUUUCUGCCUAUGGUAGCAACGCUGGGGCAGAGAGAGCCUGCAGGGCCUACGACACCUGAGUCAUUCAUUCUGGAGGUGUCCACAAGGGACUCUGCUGUCCUGAGUGCCACAGGGGCAACCACCAAGAACCUGAGCACAGAACUGGUCACACUGGUCCCUCUGACCAGAGAACUGGUCACUGAAAUCCCUCCCAAAAUGAAGGAUCUAUCCACAGAGUUGGCUGCAGUCACAGAGGCCCUGUCCACGGACCCCACGGCCACAGAGGCCCUGUCCACGGACCCUGUGGCCACAGAGGCAUUGUCCACAGAACCCACAGCCACAGAGGCCCUGUCCACGGGUCCCGCGGCCACAGAGGCCCUGUCCACGGACCCUGCGGCCACAGAGGCCCUGUCCACGGACCCUGCGGCCACAGAGGCCAUGUCCAUGGGCCCUGUGGCCACAGAGGCCCUGUCCAUGGAUCCCAUAGCCACAGAGGCCCUGUCCACAGACCCUGCGGCCACAGAGGCCCUGUCCACGGGUCCUGUGCCCACAGAGGUCCUGUCCACGGAACCUACAGUCACAGAGGCCCUGUCCAUGGAAUCCAAAGUCAUAGAGACUCUGUCCACAGAACCGGCCACCACAGCAGCCCCUUUCAGGGAGCCCACUACCAUGCUGGCCCUGCCCACAGAUCCAACCACUGUGCAGGCCCUGCCCACGAGACCUGCUACCACGAGGGGCCUAACCACAGCCCUUCCUGUGGCCUCUGAUACUCCCAAGGGCACCACUGUGGCAGCUGGCAACUGGUUUGAGGCCUUCACUGGGAACAAAGGUCAGAGCCUUUUCCCCUGGAGCUCUGUGGCCCCGGCCUCCCCAGAGAGCCUGCCAGACCCGGGCCCCGUGAAGCAGUGUCUGCUGGCCAUCCUCAUCCUGGCCCUGCUGGCCACCAUCUUCCUCGUGUGCACCGUGGUGCUGGCCAUCCGCCUCUCCCGCAAGAGCCACCUGUACCCCGUACGCGAUUACUCCCCCAGUGAGAUGGUCUGCAUCUCGUCUCUGCUGCCCGAGGGGGGCGAGGGGCCUGCUCCCACGCCCAAUGGGGACCUGCCCAAGGCCAAGGACCAGGGCCGGAAGGUGGGGCCGGGGGGCAACCGCGAAGGGGAUGACCUCACCCUGCGCAGCUUCCUCCCUUAGCUCCUGGCUGCUGAGCCACGGCCCAUGCCCCAUGCCGAGGCUCUAAGCUGCGGGUGGGGCUUCCUCAGAUACCCCUGGAGACUGGAAUCUUCUGGGCGGGGACCUGGGCCGCCAUCCACAGGACUGAGAGCAGCCGGGGUCCAGGCACCGAAGCAGGCCUGGCAAGCAGAACCUCCAGGAGAGGCUGCAGACGGCCCCUCCAGCUCCCUGCCCAGCCCCCGUGUGUCCCGGGCUCCCUCUAACGCCUCCCUUCCCCAGGAGGACUCAGAGUCAGUUCCCUGCCGCCAUGCCCGCUAACGUUCCCUUCUGGUUGCUAUGGUCCCUGCACAGGAAGGGGGCACUAUGAACUGGAUUCCUUAGUUCAUUUCCUGUCAUUCCCCGCCCCCCUCAUUUGGGGGUGUCUCUCAGGAAACCCACAGUGAGUUGUGGGGGCUGGGCAUGUUCCUUAGGGGACUCUGUGGACCGCCAAGCUAUCAUCUAGUGACAGACUAACCCCAUCCUGCCCUCCCUCGCCUCCCCCCGGGGCCUUGAUUGAGGUGCUCACAGAGGUCUCCCAGGGCCCAGCUCAGGGUCCAGGAUGGCGCAGAUGCUCAGUAAAUGUUUGGUGAACAAGU
Messenger RNA from Cervus elaphus (red deer), 4085 nucleotides. It is a transcript of the gene SELPLG, whose product is annotated as selectin P ligand. The record is from RefSeq and is a predicted model, not a curated record. NCBI's taxonomy places the organism in Eukaryota, Metazoa, Chordata, Mammalia, Artiodactyla, Cervidae. The coding region runs from base 2092 to 3471 and encodes 459 amino acids. Gene Ontology annotation, biological process: hemopoiesis; leukocyte tethering or rolling. Gene Ontology annotation, cellular component: plasma membrane. The transcript has 3 exons.